AUGGCCACUAAUGAACACUCACAUCUGUUAACAAACAGUCUUAGUGGAUUAUGUGAGAGCGGACAAAUGAUAGUCAAGCCAUACGGCCCAGCUGUAACGCUAGCCAUGACACUUAACUACGUUAUCGGCACUGGCUGCUUUGGUCUGCCUUAUGCUUUUAUGGAGGCCGGUAUUGGGCUGUCCCUUAUACUCAUGAUCGCUGGUGUUGUAGGUUCACUAAUUACAAUGAACUACACACUAGAAUCCUUGGCACGUGCAGAAGGCGUCUGUGAAGCUACUAGUACAGGUGUACCCUGUCACCAGAUCACAUACCGUAAGUUCGAAUUUGCCACGAUUGCUGAGAUGUUUGUGGGACGACUUGGUAAGGCAGCAGUACAGCUCGUUAUGGGCUUAUACUGUAUUGGAUCCCUAUGGUCAUAUGCUUCCGUGUUCUCAUCAUCCACAGCAUCACUCUUCUUCACGUACGCACUGGGAGACACGUGCAACGUAUAUGGCGACUCUCCGACCAGUGGAUGUCUCGACAGCUAUUACAUGUUUAUGGCCAUCUUUUCGACAAUUGUGCUGUACAUGGUACUCAUGGACAUCAGUGAUCAGGCUCUCGUGCAGAAGUUUCUGUCAGCUUACCGUAUCGUGGCCUUCGCACUCAUGUUGGUGACAAUGACGAUCAAGGUAGUUACUGACGGAUCGGAGGUUGUGGCAUCCCGCUACGCUGCAAUUGGACUAGUAAACUGGAAGAACUUUGGCAAGGGCUUUGGACCGACAUUACUGGCCCUCAACUGCCAGUAUAACAUGCCGGAUGCCCUGCAGCCACUGAAUCCCAAGUCCCAGGCGCGCUUCGUUGCGUUCGCAGCGCUGCUGAUUGCUGGCACGUGCUAUUUACUUGUGGGUUUUCUUGGUGCAAUUUCUUUUGACACGAUCAAUCCAUUAGCGACGUUAAUGUGGAGUUCGUACACUGGCUGUGGCAAUGGGUGGGAGACAUGUGAGUACUCAAACCCAAUGGGCACCAUCGUGCAGGUGGUUAUUCUACUGUUCCCUGUAGUCAAUGUGGUGUCCGCGUACCCGAUGGUGGGAGUUACUGUGGGUGACAAUAUGCUCAUGUCGUUUCCGUCUCAUCUCACUGCACGCUUUGGCGAGAAUCUCACGCGUAGCUUUUGCCGACUAUUAGUAUCGGCGCCUCCUAUUCUAUUCGCCAUCCUGUUUAAGCGCCUCGACUUCAUUUUUACUGUAGCUGGAUUGUUUGGCUUUCUGCUUGGAUGGACAAUUCCAAGCUGGUUUCAAGUUAUUGGCAGUCGUUACUGUCAAGAUGUGUGGAGAUUCCCUGGCGCUGCCAUCACCGAAUUCACACACAGUUGCAAUUGCUACGAUCAAUGCGUGAGCCGUGUAAAAUGUUUGUGGGAGAUCGCAGUAGCUAGCCCAGCGAGACCGACAAAGUUUUUUCAUCAUCAAAUACGGAUUUGUACUGUCGUAGCCUUUUAUUUUUUGUGGUGCUGCGUUUACAGUACGUAA
Molecule: messenger RNA, 1506 nt
Organism: Peronospora belbahrii
Lineage: Eukaryota; Oomycota; Peronosporomycetes; Peronosporales; Peronosporaceae
Source: the annotation of a GenBank genome assembly